Ostrinia furnacalis (Asian corn borer) is the source of this 1752-nucleotide messenger RNA. It is a transcript of the gene Osi8, whose product is annotated as Osiris 8. Lineage: Eukaryota; Metazoa; Arthropoda; Insecta; Lepidoptera; Crambidae. Gene Ontology annotation, cellular component: membrane. The record is from RefSeq and is a predicted model, not a curated record. The transcript is spliced from 3 exons. Bases 93 to 812 code for a protein of 239 amino acids.
UGUACCGUGAAACUAAGCGCAUAUAAACGCUUACAGUGCUCUAGUUUAAAACACAGUGCCCAUACAGCGAACGGCGUGAAGACUACGUCACGAUGGUACCACAUUACCUCCUAAUUUUGACCUUGGCAGUCGCUGCCAGCGCCAGGACGGCGUCAACAAACAAAAAUACCCUGGAUGAAGCCAGGAGUACAGAGGACAGUGUUCUAGGCGAUCUGAAAAUCGCAUACGAAACAUACAGGGAUUGUAGUGGUGGCGACCUCUCUAGCUGUCUUAAGAGAAAACUGGCGAAAGCUAUUACGAGGAUAUCGAAAAGUGAUGAGGUGUCAGUCCUUAGUGGAGUCACGAUAACCAAAGAUAAGGAUGCGAAGGUCAACGACGUUGAGGUCGAGGAGGCGAUCCCUAGAGGUCUUGACGAGAGCUCUCUGGACAACCUUAUCUUGGACAAGAUCGUUGGAUUCAUGCAGACUCACACAAUCCAGGUCAAAUUCCCCACCGGCGCUGACCUGCAGUCCGCCGAGGGUCGCAGCAGGAGGAAGAAGCUCGCCCCUCUCCUGGCUAUCCCUCUCCUAAUCGGUGGUAUGCUGGUACCCCUGGCCUUUGGAGCCCUGGCUCUCUUAGCGGGCAAGGCCUUGAUCGUGUCUAAGCUGGCGCUGGUGCUGGCUGGUAUCAUUGGGCUAAAGAAACUCCUGUCGCCGAGCGGUGGUGGAGAGGCCCAUGAGGUGGUGGUUUCGUCUGCUGGGCACGGAGGCUCGGGAUGGAGCAGGUCGCUGGAGAACGCCCAAGACUUAGCGUACAACGCGUACUCCCAAUAGUCUGAACCCACCAAACAAUUCAUUAUGCUAUAAGGAACAACCGUAACGUUUUUCCUACUACAUAAUUAUUAGCACUUACUGUAUAAUACAGUGAAAACCCACUGAGUUUGGUAAGACCCAAACGGAGUUAAUCAAUGUUCGACAAACUGAAAAUUGGUAACUACAGAGACGGAUUUACACGACACGAUUUUUGUCCACGACUGAUGUAAAGUCCAUGUUGGUAGCUUGGUUGUUUUUGUUAUAUUUUGGAAAAAAUAGGUCUACGUGCUUAUAUAAAAAGCACCAAGCUUUGUCAAUGUGUUCGCGGCUAGCUACGCAACAUGGAUCUGUGUAGAAAAUUAAGUUUUUAAUUUUACGCAGGGGUCGCAGCAAAUGUUUGAUCACAGAUUAAAAAACUUGGCCUUGCAUUUAGUGCUGGCUGGUGACUGAAAUCGGUGCGUGUAAAUCCUGCUCGAUUGAAGAGUGACGUCUUUGUUAGAUAAAAUCGUGACAUAACAGCUUGUGAAAAACGUGGUCAGUAUUAUCGUGUGAGUGGUAAGGACGAUUUAUAUGUUGCGUUUUUUUCUAAUGCGGAUUACUACGACAUAAUGGCAUGCAUGAAUGGAUUUUGAGACGUAAAAUAACAUUGAAUGAGUUAGAGAAUACUAUUCGGUUUCUCUUAGCAUCGACGAUGUUGAAAUACCUCGUACUCUUCUGGAAAAGGUUAUAAUUAUGCACUGUAAAUUAUUUAACCUACUUAUUUAUUUAUCAUAGUUAGACCAACAGUAAAACGUAAGUGUAUUUUUAAUUUUAACAUAUAUUUAUGUACAAUGUGAAUGAGCCUUUGGAUGUUGCUUUAAUAAAUAUGUACGUAUUUAUUUUGCCGAUUAUAUUGAUUUAUAGAUUUAUUUAUCCAUUUUGAGUUAUUUUUUAUUUUAUAUACGUAAAUGGUGUGUACAAA